Molecule: messenger RNA, 1570 nt
Organism: Papaver somniferum (opium poppy)
Lineage: Eukaryota; Viridiplantae; Streptophyta; Magnoliopsida; Ranunculales; Papaveraceae
Product: amino acid transporter AVT6C-like
Exons: 5
Coding region: 45-1379 (444 amino acids)
Biological process (GO): amino acid transmembrane transport
Molecular function (GO): amino acid transmembrane transporter activity
Source: RefSeq, a predicted model, not a curated record
CAUCCCAAUCCCAUCCGGCGCAUUCCUCUAGUUUCCGGAACUAAAUGGAGGAUACCGGAAUUUCAUCUCCAUUACUCCCGGAGCACAGAAAACAAAAUGGUUGUUCUUCCAAUACUACUAGUAGCAGUACUAAUGGCAGCGCGUCGAUCUCUGGUGCGGUGUUCAACGUAUCGACGAGUAUAGUAGGUGCUGGAAUUAUGUCAAUUCCAGCUACACUCAAAGUUCUGGGUGUAAUUCCAGCGAUUGGUCUUAUCUUGAUCAUUGCUAUAUUAGCUGAUAUCUCUGCUGAUUUCCUCCUGAGGUUUACAAAUUCAGAGAAAUCGACUUACGCCGGAGUAAUGGGAGAUUCAUUUGGGAGGGUGGGGUCAAUUAUGUUGCAGAUCUGUGUCAUGAUUACAAAUCUCGGAUGCCUUAUCAUCUAUCUCAUUAUUAUAGGGGAUGUUCUAUCGGGAACUGGAGAGGGGAGUGCAAUGCAUUUUGGGGUGCUGAGAGAAUGGUUUGGAGUACAUUGGUGGAACUCAAGAGCUUUUGUGAUUCUCUUCACUCUCGUAUUCGUUUUGCUUCCUCUCGUGUUGUUCAAACGCGUAGAGUCAUUGAGAUUCACUUCUGCAAUAUCAAUUGCUCUUGCGGUGGUGUUUGUUGUUAUAAGCACUGUCAUGGCUAUCUCCGCACUAUGGCAAGGCAAAACAAAUAGUCCCAAAUUGGUUCCUGAACUGGUGAACAAAGCUUCAUUUUUCGAGCUUUUCACGGCCGUUCCUGUCAUUGUGGGAGCCUUCACCUUCCAUUUCAAUGUUCAUCCAAUUGGAGCCGAACUUGGUAAACCUUCUGAUAUGGUCACGGCUGUUCGCAUAUCACUAGUUUUUUGUUCUGCAAUAUACAUUUUUGUUGGAUUCUUUGGGUACUUGCUCUUUGGAGAAUCCAUUAUGCCCGAUAUACUAGUCAAUUUCGAUCAAAAUUUUGGUUCAGCGGUCGGAUCAAUCCUCAACGAUGUGGUUCGCUUGAGUUUUGCACUUCAUCUCAUGCUAGUAUUUCCUCUAUUGAAUUUCUCUCUGAGGAUCAAUCUUGAUGGACUUCUCUUCCCAAAGUGUCGACCCUUGGCUUCUCACAGAAUUCGAUUCAUACUGUUAACUUGUUUACUUUUGGUGUUGGUGUACAUAAUAGCAAUAGCCAUCCCAAAUAUUUGGUACUUCUUUCAGUUCAUGGGUUCAACAACUGGUCUAUGUAUCGCUUUUAUCUUCCCAGGUGCAAUCGUUCUAAGAGAUGUUCAUGGAAUAUCCACAACGAAGGAUAAGACAUUGGCUGUACUAAUGAUAGGUUUAGCUGUAAUAACAAGCUCCAUUGCCAUUUUUUCGAACAUUACAAGUCUAGUCGCGCGUUAAGCACAAGCAGAUAUCAAUUUUUUUAUGGAGAAAAGAAACUUGGUUUUACCCAACAUCAAGAUACCAAGCAAUGCAACUAAGACAGCAUUGGUGCUUUGUAUAUGGCUUGUUGUCGCCUUGCUAAUACUUGUAUGAAUGAAUGUGCCGUGUCUUUGACUGCGAUUAAAUUCUAAAUUUUACACAAUUCACAC